UCCGGAAAGGCCCCGGAGGCAGGAACUUGGGAAGGGAGUCGGGGCUCUCUACCGGGUUGGGAGGGGCUUGUUUCUGAGCCCCGGGGUCCCCAUCCGCUGAGGAGAUGGAUGAGGAUGGGCUUCCUCUCAUGGGCUCAGGCAUAGACCUGACCAAGGUGCCAGCCAUUCAGCAGAAAAGAACCGUGGCCUUUCUCAACCAGUUUGUGGUGCACACGGUGCAGUUUCUCAACCGGUUUUCCACAGUCUGUGAGGAGAAACUGGCAGACCUUUCUCUUCGAAUUCAACAAAUCGAAACAACUCUCAACAUUUUAGAUGCGAAGCUGUCGUCUAUCCCAGGCCUCGAGGACGUCACCGUUGAGGUGUCUCCUGCAAGUGUCACUGCUGUCCCAAGCGGAUCACAUUCUGAGAGCCCUUCAGAGCAGCCGCAGCAGGACAACGUACAAGACUCCAGGCCACAGGAAAGUGAAGUUCCAUCAGAAAAUGUCAUAACUGUAGCCAAGGAUCCACGAUAUGCCAGAUAUCUCAAGAUGGUUCAAGUGGGGGUUCCAGUGAUGGCAAUCAGAAACAAAAUGAUAUCCGAAGGGCUGGAUCCAGACCUGCUGGAAUCCUUGUGACAGUCUGUCCAGCUGGAGCACUCCUCCACCCCGCACUCCCCGGGCGUUCAGGCUGUGCUAGCACUAUGCUCUGGAAUUUUUCUUGGCUCCAGCACUUCAGGAAAAGGUGUGCAUUUUGGAAAUGAAAUAUCAUAAAAGUCAUCUUCUCAUAUUUUUAUCUUCAAAAAUGUGAAACUCAAGAAUGCCUGUAACGCUGCCAACAGUGGAUUCCCAACAUGUCUGUCCGUUUGGUGUGUUUCCUAGUGGCCGAGGACUGACUCCAACAGCGUGGCUGGGUGAACUGAACACAGUAUAUCUGGGCAUGUUUACUGUGUGUUCUGGAAAUUGUUUCUGACAUUUGAAAAGUAGAUGAAUUGUGGCAUGUAUUUUAAUAAGAAAGGAACAUUUGGAUUUAGUCCCUUUGGGUAUUUGAUUGUAUAAGCACAUUUACCAUCAAUUGGGAUGUUUUUGGCUUCUGGAAGUACACAAUAGGCCAUAAAUAGUAACAAAGGACCUUUAAAAUGGUGAUGUUUCACUCUGGAGAGACAGGAAAGCCCGUGUCCUGUAAGCAUCUCCAGUCCUCGGCCGCUGAUGGCUUCAUUCUUCUCCUUCCCGGAUGAAGCCUAGCACACGGUCCUUUUAUUCACCCUGCCCACACCUUUGCUCCCUGCCUCUCCCCUGUCCUGUGAUGUCAGUCGCUAUGGUUUUUCUCGGUUUGGGUGUCGCCUCCUCCUUCCACAUGCCUGCGCACCUCUUGCUGUUCCCGUGACCCUUCAUUUCUCACCUGGUUAUCGCAGUAGCACCUGAUUGGCUUUUGUGUUCGCCUUCAAGCCCUCCCAAUAAAGCCACGUGUAUUUGUUCAUAACUUCAUUCUUGCCUUCGACACAUAGUGUCUAACUGCUACGUGCAAAUGCUUUUCCCAUCGCGUCCUGGGUUGCUUCUCAAGCUCUUGCUGAUUCUGUUCAUGUUCAUUUUGUGCAGCUGUUGCAAAUGACCUGUGUUUUUCUGAAUAUAUCAUCUUUCUACUCCCUUUUGACGUUUUUAACUCCCCUUGGAACCCCUUUCCCCUAUCUUAUUGGCCUAGGUAACUCCUUAUUCAAGAGUGUUCGGAAUUGUCACCUUAAGGGAUCUGUAAGCGGUUAUCCACCGGAGAAGCCCACACACACCCAGUGUGCUCUUACACACCCUUAGCAAUGGCACAGUGUAUGUCAUUGUCUGUAAAUGCUGAGAAACAUUCAGAUGUGAGGUGGAUGCCAACUUGUAGGGUAGGAUUCCAGUAACAGCAUGGCCUUACCAAAAGGCUGCUUCUCAACUACAGCCGAGAGGCUGCCUUCUGGCCCAUUACCUCAUAGGUACAGGCCACUGGCCACCAGGGGCACUGGUCGGAGUGGACUGACUCACACAGUCACCGCUACAACGUCUCCAUUAGCUUAUUGUGAUGUAGCAGCCACCUUGUUCACAGAGGAAGUCUGGGGCUGCGGAAUCCGGAAUCCCAGUUACACAGUUAGGGACCUUCACUUGGGGAGAGAAGUUUGGCGUGGCAUUCAAGAAGGAAACGUACCAUCCAAGGGGAACGUAGUUUUAUUUAGAAUCUUAGGUACAAAAUAAGCCUCGUCCAAGAACUUUGAGUAAAGAGCGUCCUGAUUCUCUUUUCUUUAAAAGUAUAAAUGCACACUUUCUGUUUUUAUUAGCUCCAGGUAGUAAGGCAAACUCGUAUAACUAACUGUUGGGAGAGCUGGUCUAGAUCUGUCUGGUCUGGACAGAGAGCAGACCUGGAGUUGAGGGAGAAACAACCCGGUCACAUAACCCGGUCAUGUCGGACUGGCUGCUGUACCUCCAGAGCUGGAGACAGAAAGCACUGUCUUAGAGGAGAAGUUCGCAUGAGGAAGCCUGGCAGUUUACUGCAAAAUUAUGGCCAUCCUUGAAUUUGAGAUGUCUACAAAACUGAUGAAAAUGUUUGAUAAUUACCAAACAAGUAUUUGUUUGAUGCUUCUAAUUGUUCUAAUUACUUUAAAAAAAAUCCCCAGCUUCUCAAGAUUAGUUUUGAUGCUACUGACAUAAAAAGACAUGGGGAUGUCACUGUAUUCCUUAGUUUAAGGUGAAAUUGAAACUUAAUUAACCUCUAUUCAGAGAUUAAUCUGCUUUAAUGUUGUCCCCAGGAAUACAGAAUGGGUAAAUCAUACUUUUAAAACUUUGAAUCAAUGCCUAGAUUUCCUUACCAGGAAACAGAAAUUUCACCCCUUUGUGUCUCAGAACUAAUGUCAGAAUUACCCAAAGAACAGACUGUUUACUUUUACUCUGUGUUGGGGAUCAGAUCUGAAGCUGAGCAAGCUAGUCAGGUGCUGCUCACCUGGGCUCCAUCCCACCCGUCCUGGCUGGUUUCAUGUCAACUUGACACAAGCUAGAGUCAUCAGAGAGGAGGGAGCCUCAAUUGCCUCCGUAAGAUCUGGCUAUAGGGCAUUUUCUUAAUUAGUGAUCAUUGGGGAGGGCCCAGCCCAUUGUGGAUGGUGUCAUCGCUGGACUGGUGGUCCUGGGUUCUAUAAAAAAGCAGGCUGAGCAAAUCAUGAGAACACUAGAAAGUGUGGUACUUUUUAUCUCAGCAAAUCUCCCUGUUCUCCAAAGAAAUCCCUGUACCCGGGACUCCACCACUGAGACACAUUGUCAUCCCAACUUUGUCUGAUUUUUUAAAUUUUUAUUACUUUGAAAUUUAAAUAUGUAAGUGGUGUCUUUUUAAAACCAUUUCUACUCCUCCCUCCAACUCCUUAUGUACCCACAAACUCCCUCUCAAAUUUAUGAACUCUUCUAUAAUUUUUAUAUGUAUAUCUACCAACUCCCUCUCAAGUUUAUAACUUGUUUUAUAAUUUUAAUGUGUCUGUAUACACACAAUGCAUAUUUAUAUGUCUGUACACAUAUAUAACUACAUAGUGUAUCCUACUUAAUCCAUUUAGGGUUGUUCCUGUGUGUGUUGUAGGCUGACUGCUUGGGGUUGGGCUGGAUAACCCAGUUUUCCCCUUCACAGCUGCCAUUGAACAGCCUGUAGCUGUUCAUCCAGGGUCUGCACGUUCAUUCCCAGCUGCCCAGACCCGAAUAAUCACACAGAAACUGUAUUAAUUUCAACACUGCUUGGACUAUUAGCUCAGGUUUCUUAUUAAGUAACUCUUACAUCUUAAAUUAAC
Molecule: messenger RNA, 3769 nt
Organism: Arvicola amphibius (Eurasian water vole)
Lineage: Eukaryota; Metazoa; Chordata; Mammalia; Rodentia; Cricetidae
Gene: Washc3
Product: WASH complex subunit 3
Exons: 8
Coding region: 105-614 (169 amino acids)
Biological process (GO): exocytosis; actin filament polymerization
Cellular component (GO): WASH complex
Source: RefSeq, a predicted model, not a curated record